AUAAAUAAAUAUUUUCUCGGUCGCUUCCGUUUCCUCCGGCCCGUUUGUCCGUUCGGAUCGAUGUUCGGAAUUCUUCACUGUCCGUAGCCUCCAAUCGCCAUUAACGAACCACAUAUGCCAUUCAAAUCGACUCCCCUAGUUCGUUUCUGUACUACUGUAUUGCCAUAUCUCUACAGACAAGGCGACGCGAGAAAGCGGGAAUUCCGAAACCCCCACAGUUGAAGAAGAGUCAAGUUUCAGAUGGCUUUUGUGGUUGGUUUGGUAAUCGGAUUGGUCGUCGGUUUGGCUCUGAUCGUCGUUUUCGUCCGCUCCGAAAAUUCCCGAUCCAAGCGGCGGACUGACCUCGCGGCGGCGGUCGCGGCGUUUGCUCGGAUGACGGUGGAGGAUUCGAGGAAACUGCUGUCGCCGGAGUAUUAUCCGUCCUGGGUGGUAUUCUCGCAGCGCCAGAAGUUGACUUGGCUUAAUGUUCAGCUGGAGAAGAUCUGGCCGUACGUUAAUGAGGCUGCAUCUGAUCUGAUAAAGUCGAAUGUGGAGCCUGUUUUGGAGCAGUAUAGGCCAGUUCUGUUGGCUUCUUUGAGCUUUUCGAAAUUCACGCUUGGGACUGUUGCUCCUCAGUUUACAGGGGUUUCAAUUAUUGAAGAUGGGAGUGAAGGAGUUACCAUGGAGUUGGAGAUGCAAUGGGAUGGCAACCCUAGUAUAAUACUUGAUAUUAAGACUUAUCUUGGUGUCUCUCUACCUGUGCAGGUGAAAAAUAUUGGGUUUACUGGGGUCUUCAGGCUGAUUUUCAGACCUUUAGUUGAGGAGUUGCCUUGCUUUGGAGCUGUUUCUUAUUCACUACGCCAAAAAAAAAAACUGGAUUUUACACUUAAAGUUAUUGGAGGAGACAUAGGAACAAUACCUGGUCUUUCUGACGCCAUUGAGAGUACUAUUAGGGAUGCCGUUGAAGAUUCAAUAACAUGGCCGGUUCGAAAAAUUAUUCCUAUACUGCCUGGAGAUUAUAGUGAUCUUGAACUGAAGCCUGUUGGAACCUUGGAGGUGAAGCUUAUUCAAGCAAAAAAUUUGACCAAUAAAGAUCUUAUUGGGAAAUCUGAUCCUUACGCAGUGUUGUACGUUCGGCCCUUGCGCGAUCGAACAAAGAAGAGCAGGACAAUUAACAACGAGUUGAAUCCAAUCUGGAAUGAACAUUUUGAGUUUGUCAUUGAGGAUGCUUCAACCCAACACUUGGUGGUUAAAAUCUAUGAUGAUGAAGGGAUUCAGGCCUCUGAACUAAUAGGAUGUGCCCGCAUUCAGAUAUCCGAGCUUCAGCCGGGAAAGGUGAAGGAUGUGUGGUUAAAAUUGGUGAAAGAUUUAGAGAUUCAGCGAGACAAUAAAGACAGGGGGCAGGUGCACUUGGAGCUUCUUUAUUGCCCCAUUGGCAUGGAGAGUGAGGUUGCAAAUCCGUUUGCCCAGAAGUACGCAAUGACUUCCUUGGAGAAGGUGUUUAAAAGUGGAGCCGAAGCAAAAGAACUAGCUGAAAAUGGCAACGGGAAAAAAAGGAGAGAAGUCAUUGUAAGAGGAGUGCUGUCUGUUACUGUCAUAUCUGCUGAAGACUUGGCGCCGGCUGAUGUUAUGGGGAAGGCCGAUCCUUACGUGGUACUCACUAUGAAGAAAACUGAAUCGAGAAAUAAAACCCGGGUUGUGAAUGAUAGUUUGAACCCUGUGUGGAAUCAAACUUUUGAUUUCGUUGUUGAGGAUGGACUGCAUGACAUGCUGAUCGUUGAACUUUGGGACCAUGACACAUUUGGGAAGGAUUUUAUGGGAAGAUGUAUAUUGACUCUGACAAGGGUUAUACUAGAAGGUGAAUAUAUCGAAACAUUCCCAUUAGACGGUGCGGAACAGGGAACACUCAAGCUGCAGCUAAAGUGGACUUCGCAACCUAUCUAUCGCGACUCCUCCUGAUCCAAUUCACAGGCAAGUGUUGGUUAAUUCGAUUCUCAUGUGUUUCCACUAUGUUAUGUUGUAGAGGGUGGACAUUCGAAAAUCGGGAUCUUAUAUUCGACUCUAAAGUGUUGUGUUUUUAUAUGUAAAAUAUAUGUUGGGUUGUGUGAAUAAUAAUAUAUUCAGUCACUUGAAGAACUAUGAGACUUAGAAGAAGGGCAUAUUCAUUCCAUUCUAAUUCCUUGGGAGAUUAUUUAGAGGGAAGUUUAUGCAGCCCUCCCUUGUUUAGCCAUAGGUACAACUGUUGGACUAUUUAUAUAUACAUAUAUGUAUAUAUAUUUGUUUGUGGCAUUGUUGUAUACUUAUGUACCAUCAGUUUUGUGGUGUUAUAUUUAUAUUUGAGGAAAUACAUUGGGAAGGAAAGGGGUAUGUUUUGUAUCAA
Molecule: messenger RNA, 2359 nt
Organism: Andrographis paniculata
Lineage: Eukaryota; Viridiplantae; Streptophyta; Magnoliopsida; Lamiales; Acanthaceae
Product: synaptotagmin-5
Exons: 13
Coding region: 241-1938 (565 amino acids)
Cellular component (GO): endoplasmic reticulum
Molecular function (GO): lipid binding
Source: RefSeq, a predicted model, not a curated record